This is a messenger RNA of Hemibagrus wyckioides, 1181 nucleotides long. RefSeq names its product Kruppel like factor 10 (gene klf10). The transcript is spliced from 3 exons. Gene Ontology annotation, biological process: regulation of transcription by RNA polymerase II. Gene Ontology annotation, molecular function: RNA polymerase II cis-regulatory region sequence-specific DNA binding; DNA-binding transcription factor activity, RNA polymerase II-specific. Lineage: Eukaryota; Metazoa; Chordata; Actinopteri; Siluriformes; Bagridae. The record is from RefSeq and is a predicted model, not a curated record. The coding region runs from base 258 to 1181 and encodes 307 amino acids.
UGUGUAUCACGCCGGUUUCACGCCCCCGAUCACGUGCGGUGACAUUUCUUAUUGGUUAACGUUGGUAAAUUCCUUUAUCGCGAUUGGUCGAAAUGCGACCCGUGUCCGACACAUAUGUUUGAAAUGACUAAAUGAGUCUGACCAAUAUAACAGCAACUUAAAUGAGCAAUUAUUUAACACUUAAUUUUUCUUUAGCACGCACGUUUAUUCAUAUUUGUGAGCUUUGGAAAUAAAACAGAGUCUCAGAGUUUGCUGUUAUGGCUACAAUGAGUGAACCUCCGCGCGUGCCAUCUCUCCUAAAUUAUCCCCUUCAGUGCAAGAUGGAAACACACAGUGCUUCAUCAGCAGACCCGAGCCUGAGUGAAUCACCUCGUUUCCAGGCCAUCAGCGUGAUCCGUCAUACAUCUGAUCCCCUGCCUCAUCCUUCCCCAGAGACAUUCAGCCCCAAACCCUGCACCAUCAGCACCAUUCAGAGCCUAUGCAAUGGACCUAGCGACAGCCACUCUGAAGUAAAUCUUUUAAGUAAACAUCUGAACUCUAACUACUUCACCUCUGCCUCCACAACUCCGCCUGGCGUCAUCAGGAUGCUUUCCGCUUGUCCCACCACAGCAUCAUCUGUAGCACUGUUCCAGAUGCUUCCAUAUACAGUGAUCGGCACACCGGCUCCGUCCACGGUUAAUCCACCAGCUUUAGUAGCCUCUCACGUCCCCACUAUGGUACUGGUGCUUCCAAAGUCUCACACACAGCCUCUGGUGAUAACAAGUAAAGGUUCAAAGGUCACUGCCAUCAGCCCCAUAGUGAAGAACUCGCCACAGGACCGUUGCCACAUCUGCCCCCACGCUGACUGUGGAAAAACGUAUCUGAAAAGCUCUCACCUGAAAGCACACCUGCGCACACACACAGGUGAGAAGCCGUUUAGGUGUCUGUGGGAGGGCUGUGAAUGGCGAUUCUCCCGUUCAGAUGAACUGUCCCGCCACAGGCGCACUCACACAGGGGAGAAGCGCUUCACCUGCUCCACAUGCCACCUUCGCUUUACACGCAGCGACCACCUUGCUAAACACAAGCGUCGCCAUUAUGUGGCCAAGAGAGCUCCGGCAUGGCAGACACAAAUCAGUCGGCUUGGAGGCUUCAACGCAGGAGCUCGAGCUCUCCUUCCCAUCACAAUCAAACCGCAAGUCUGA